Molecule: messenger RNA, 210 nt
Organism: Entrophospora candida
Lineage: Eukaryota; Fungi; Glomeromycota; Glomeromycetes; Entrophosporales; Entrophosporaceae
Source: the annotation of a GenBank genome assembly
AUGGCAGGAAUUCCUGUAGUUUACAAAAUACACUUAGUAAUGAUAAUAUGACAAGUUAUAUUAUUAAUAGAGGAAGAGAAGGGAACACAGACAAUACUAACAAUGAUAACAAUGAAAAUCAACAACUCGAGAAUGACUUAUCUGAUGAUGCCAAUGAUUUAUUUGAACCUAACCUUACAUCUUUAGUUCAUUAUAAUGAAAGAGAUUUAG